AUGGAAGCGAAUGGUUGUUCUGAUGGCAGAGUAUAUUGCUCUAACUGUCAAGGCUAUGGCGGAUUCCAUCAUUCUGCCUCUCUGCGAGCGGAGUGGGAUACACGUAUGAGUAGAUGGCAUCGUCAAAGUUCCUUCUUACUUGAGAAAAAAAUUUCUAAAGCACAACGCACUCUUUAUUGGUCUAAUCAACAGCAGCCAUGGUCGAAGAAUUCUCCAGUAGAUGAGUUUAUUCGAUCUCUUGGACAAGAUGAAGUAAAUGAAAAUAUUCAGCUGAAACAAACACUCGUAAAAGAAUAUCAAGAAGAACAUUUGAAAUCAACUACAGGAGUGAACAGCGGAAUACGUCGGUUAAUCUGUACUGUAUUUCGUGCACAUUUUCUCUACACAGCAGAUAUUGAUCGGAAACGAACAGCUGCCUAUUACCAUGAGGAUACGAAUGUGAAUGUCUCCUUAACUCUCAUCCAUACUUUUCUCUACAAUAGUUACUCUGAGAAUUCGACAUGGCAGAACAAUCUUCCUCUAUACAGACUAACAUUUGCUGUUGCAUACCGCAACUAUGAUCGUGGAUAUUGUACAAAUGAUUGCACUAUGCACAACAGAACGAAGAUGCACACAUACUGGAAUGGCCGACUGGCAUCCUCACCAGAGCGAUUUCCGUACUAUGUUCCAAGCACGUGGUAUCGUCUUAGUUUGCAGUUUGUUUUAGAGGUGCGAGUCGAUACAAGAAAAGUGAUGCCAUUGAAAAAACGUGAGACUCUCGAAGUUGGUGUGACAGAAGAAGGAAAAUUCAUAAAAUCUUACGAGGGUGUGGUUGUAACAGGUGUCAUGGUUCGCAAACUAAAUUUCGAUCCUGCAUAUCUACCGUCCAGUUGGUGGUGGUGUAAAUGGCGCCAUUGGUUUGAUCUUCAUCGUGCCUACUACGAAAAAAAAAUCAAAGAGGAAACAAAAAUGGCUGAGAGUAACACAGAUAAUGACAAAUGGUAUACAAUCGACAUAGGUGGAACACAGUUUAAACUACCUGUGCGGUAUCAAAACGUUGCCUUAAUUACACAGAAUGCAAACAGUGUUAUAGUUCGUGCUAUUGAUACAGUACGUUCUAUUGUGACGAUGACGUUCGAAAAAAGGUGA
Adineta ricciae is the source of this 1128-nucleotide messenger RNA. Lineage: Eukaryota; Metazoa; Rotifera; Eurotatoria; Adinetida; Adinetidae. The record is from the annotation of a GenBank genome assembly.